This is a messenger RNA of Puntigrus tetrazona (Sumatra barb), 1909 nucleotides long. RefSeq names its product 5-hydroxytryptamine receptor 3C-like. Gene Ontology annotation, biological process: monoatomic ion transmembrane transport; chemical synaptic transmission; regulation of membrane potential. Gene Ontology annotation, molecular function: transmembrane signaling receptor activity; neurotransmitter receptor activity; extracellular ligand-gated monoatomic ion channel activity. The record is from RefSeq and is a predicted model, not a curated record. Gene Ontology annotation, cellular component: membrane; synapse; neuron projection. The transcript is spliced from 9 exons. Lineage: Eukaryota; Metazoa; Chordata; Actinopteri; Cypriniformes; Cyprinidae. Bases 57 to 1340 code for a protein of 427 amino acids.
GGGACCAGUUGCCAGUCGUCUGCUAACCAGAGGUGGUCUCACACAGAGAGUUGGAUAUGAGUGUUUUUUCUGUCUGUGCUAUCUGUCUACUUUUUCUAGUAGAUUUAGUGUUUCCUAAAAAAGCGUGCAGUAAGCAAGAUGUACUGGAUUAUUUAAAUCUUACCAGAGACAAUGAAAAAUUCACAACAUGCCGUCCUGCACUGGACUGGACACACCCCACCAUAGUGUAUUUUGAUAUUUAUUUCUACGGCAUCCUUUCUAUGAUUGAAAAAUCUCAAAUCUUUGUACCUCUUUUUUGGAUGUCCGUGAGUUGGAACAAUGAACGAAUCUCUUGGAAUCCUAAAGAUUUUUGUGGCAUUAAAAGUGUGAUUUUGCCAAAAGAGAUGCUUUGGAAACCAGACCUUUAUGUUCAUGAGACUGCAGAAAAGGAAGAUGGACCACUGAACCCGUAUAUAUAUGUUACUCAUGAUGGAAAUGUGAAGAUGGAGGAUGACCAUAAAAUUGUCAGCACCUGCACAAUGAAUGUACACAAAUUUCCUUUUGAUACCCAAACGUGUCACAUCACAGUGUCUUCAAUUAAUUACUCAGAUAAAGAAAUAAAGCUGGUUCCUGCCUCCAAUUCCUCAAAGGCGACACAGCUUGCUCGCGAAAGCAUAUUAACAAAAGGAGAAUGGGAGUUCCUCAACAUAUCCGUCUCGCUCCAAAAUGAGAGCUAUGAGGACCAAACAUUCGACAGGAUAAAGUACACGAUUUCAGUCAGAAGGUUGCCCCUGAUGCAUUUCAUAAAUUUUCAGCUACCUGUAUUGUUUUUCCUCGUUUUGGACCUAGCUUCUUUUUUCAUACCAGACAGAGGGGACAAACUGUGCUUCAAAGUGACUGUGCUACUGGGAAUCUCUGUACUUCUGCUCAUCCUAAAUGACAUUCUGCCAUCCAAAUCUCACAGAUGUCCUCUGAUAGCUGUGUACGUCGUUGUCAUCUUUUCGUUCAUGUUGCUGAGUCUUCUGGAGACCAUUUUGGUGAUAUACUUAAUAAAUAUGAACUCUGAACAAGACGCUAAGGGGGUUCAGACACCUGAAGAUCACAUCUCUGACACAGACAACCGGAAAAGACACGUUAAUGGAGUUGAACCUCAAAUGAAUGACACGCAGCUAUUGCAGCUGAUCCUAGAAGAGCUUCAGAAUAUCAGACAGAGUCUUGUUACCGAUACUUUAAAAGCCAAAACUGCUCAGAUUUACUGGUUUGGAACGGUUAAACGUAUUAACAGGGUUUUCUUUGUGGUUUAUCUCAUCUCAGUUUCCCUCUUUCUUGUUUUUAUCUUUCGAGAGUGGAAAGUUGAGUAAUUUCAAGCCUUAAUACUGUGACAAAUGCUCAGAUUAGGGACCAAUAUUACAUAUAUUGCAUUACAUAACAAUAUUAUGUACAUUUCUUCUUGUUGAAUGCAUUGUUGAAUGAGCAGCACCGUAUUUCAUUUGAUUUUCUGGUAGUUAUCUACAGAGAUCCUCUCCUGUAUGGGCUCAGCCCAACCAAAUUAACCACUUUUUUUAAAAUUCAUAAUUUAAUGUGACGAGUAGCCUACAUCAUUGAUUGAUUUAAAUUAAAAUGAGGUAAAAAGAAUCACAAGUGUUGAAACCAGAAUAUGGGCCUUUUUUGCUAUUCAGCAAACAAAAGCAAAAUGUUUAUUUUAUCCGAAAAGUCUGCUAGGCUAUCCACGGAAGUGCAAUUGCUCUUUAUUCAUUGUAGACUGCUAUGCUACUAUGGGUGAAAAGACGACUUUUACACAGUAGCGUACAUAUUAGCAUCACUGCCAAUGAUCAACAUUUUAAAACUGUAAAGAACUGUAUGCUCUCUUUGUAUAUCUUUGUAAUACUACUUAAUAUUUUGUGUAAUAAAGCAUGCUUCACAAACUCAA